Messenger RNA from Haemonchus placei, 1416 nucleotides. The record is from the annotation of a GenBank genome assembly. NCBI's taxonomy places the organism in Eukaryota, Metazoa, Nematoda, Chromadorea, Rhabditida, Trichostrongylidae.
AUGACGAUGAUCACCCAAAUGGAACUUAUCGGUGAUAGCAAGGUUGUUGGCAUCGCCGAUGGCGAAGUGGACGCGCUCAGCAUGUGCCGGCAAAUCGCUCGCAACUACGACAAAGAUAAUAUCGAUGAGGCCUUCAUGCUGGUCGACUUGGAUGUAGUAUUCGACCGAUUCCUUUUGUGGAAGCGCGAAUUGCCUAUGAUUGAGCCUUUCUAUGCAGUCAAGUGCAACACAGACCGAGUUCUCGUCCGCACUUUGGCUGCUUUGGGAACGGGAUUUGACUGUGCGAGCAGAGAGGAGAUAGACAUUGUGAUGGACCUGGGUGUGAGCGCCGAGCGAAUCGUCUAUGCUAAUCCAUGUAAAACUCGGUCAUUCAUAACCCAUGCAAAGGAAAGAAACGUCAGUAUGAUGACAUUUGACAGUGCAGAAGAGUUGGUGAAAGUAGCUCAACUGCAUCCGCAAGCCAAAAUGAUUCUACGUAUCGCUGUUUCUGAUCCGACCGCUCGGUGCCCUUUGAACUUGAAAUUCGGAGCCGAUCCAGUAAAAAUGGCCCCUCAGCUGCUUAUACACGCUCAGGAGCUCGGUGUUGAUGUGAUAGGAAUAAGUUUCCACGUUGGAUCGGGCUGUAAUGAUCCCACAGCUUAUCGUGAGGCCUUAGCUCAUGCACGCCAUUUGAUCGAGCUUGGUCGAGGUUUGGGACUCGAUAUGACUCUGGUCGAUUUGGGUGGAGGUUAUCCGGGAACACCUCAACAAACGUCAUUUGAGGAUGUGAGUCACACUCAUUUAGAGAACUUUUUUUUACAGAAGAAAAAAAAAAUGAAAUUCACGCUAUUCAAGAUUGCCGCGGUUAUCCGUUCAGCUGUGGACGAAUAUCUUCCAUCGGAUUUCGGUGUUCGUCUGAUUGCAGAGCCUGGGAGGUUUUUCGCUGCGGCUCCUUUUACCCUCGUUUGCAACAUCAUACACGCCACUGAAGUGUCCGCAGAAAAAAUAACUAAACGUCCUGAGGACGUUGAAAAACGCGGAUACAUGUACUACGUGAAUGACGGCGUGUACGGCUCUUUCAACUGCAUACUAUUCGAUCACGUUCAACCUGUUGGAACACCCCUCUUUGACGAAAUAGCGCAAGAUUAUCCAAGCACCAUCUGGGGACCCACUUGCGACAGCUUGGAUAAGAUUGAGGACGAAAUAGCGCAAGAUUAUCCAAGCACCAUCUGGGGACCCACUUGCGACAGCUUGGAUAAGAUUGAGGAUCAGAAGCUCAUGCGAAUGAUGUCCGUUGGAGAAUGGAUCGUAUAUCGAAACAUGGGAGCUUACACAUGUUCGGCUUCCACCACUUUCAACGGGUUCCAGCGACCAAACGCAAUCUAUAUGAUCAACAGGAAGAAUUGGGCGAGAAUUUCUACUUCGCCUAACGUCUGA